ACACUCAAUUCAUCCACAACAUAGUUAGUGAACAGUGUCUUCUAAACAAAACAUGGCUUCAAGCUCCAUAGCUCUUUUCUUGGCUCUCAAUCUCCUCUUCUUCACAACAAUCUCCGCAUGCGGUAGCUGCACUCCCUGCGGAGGAGGUUGCUCCUCUCCCAAGCCCAAGCCAAAGCCAAAACCAACUCCUAAACCAAGCCCUAGCCCUAGCACGGGAAAGUGCCCUAAAGAUACACUUAAGCUCGGUGUCUGCGCUAAUGUGCUCAAGGGUCUUCUAGACUUGAACCUUGGCAAGCCACCGGUCGAACCAUGCUGCACCCUUAUCCAAGGACUCGCUGAUGUUGAAGCAGCCGUUUGUCUCUGCACCGCUCUUAAGGCUAACGUUCUUGGAAUCAAGUUGAACCUUCCAAUCUCUCUAAGUCUUCUCCUCAAUGUUUGCAGCAAACAAGUUCCUCCUGGCUUCCAAUGCUAAUCAACUAUAUCAUAUAUAAUAUAGUCACACGUAUAUUUAUCUUCUUGUUUUGGACAGACAAGGUGAUUUUAUAUACUUUUACUAUUGUGUGCUUUUAUCUUUGUGUGUUCUUAUUCUAGUCUUCCUGUUAUGGGGUUCAUUGGUGUCGAAUUAUGUUUCUCUCUUGGUGAUCCGUAAAGAUUCUUGAAGUUCACUGUUUCAUUAUUGCCCAUUACUCUUAUAUUUGGGUAUUAUUGUUGUAUUGUUGUAUUAUGAUUCUAUGAAUUAAUAAAGAAAUUAUUUUUUAA
Eruca vesicaria subsp. sativa (arugula) is the source of this 759-nucleotide messenger RNA. NCBI's taxonomy places the organism in Eukaryota, Viridiplantae, Streptophyta, Magnoliopsida, Brassicales, Brassicaceae. The record is from the annotation of a GenBank genome assembly.